GCAUUUCGGGCCGCCUUCUUCUUUAUUUUAAUCGACUUCGUUCGCUAUUUCAUCACUGAGAAUUCCAAACUAUGUCUUCUUCAACCUCAGAUCACUGCCAUUCCGAUUCUAAGCUCCCACUGAGACCAAUCCCCGGCGGCUAUGGCCUCCCCUUGUUCGGAGCCAUCGCCGACAGAUUCGAUUUCUUCUACAACCAAGGCCGUGAAAAGUUCUUCUCCUCUCGGAUCCAGAAGUACAACUCCACCGUGUUCCGAACCAACAUGCCGCCCGGCCCUUUCAACGCCUCUGAUCCGAGAGUCGUCGCCGUCCUCGACGCUGCCAGCUUCUCCGUCCUCUUCGACACGUCGAAAGUCGAGAAGCGCGACGUCUUCACCGGAACUUACAUGCCGUCUACCGCCUUCACCGGCGGCUACCGUGUCUGCCCCUACCUGGAUCCGUCGGAACAAAAGCACCAACAAAUCAAGAGCUUCUUGUUCUCUCUCCUCUCAUCCCGGCAUGGCCAGGUAAUUCCGCUCCUCCGGAGCCACUUGUCAGAGCUGUUUCAGAAGGUGGAAGACAAGAUUUCUGACAAAGGGCAGGCGCAAUUCAACUCCAUCAGCGACAACGAGCUCUUUAACUUCAUAUUUCGCUACUACUGUGGAAAAGACCCGGCCCACACAAAUCUCGGCUCGUGUGGCUCCAAACUAUUUGAUCUCUGGGUUUUGCCGCAGCUUCUUCCAGUGGGUUCUGCAGGUCUGCCAUGGUACUUUUUCCCCAUCAACGUGGUGGAAGACUUCCUGCUCCAUACGGUGCCGUUUCCUGGCUGGUCCCUAAAGUGGGACCACAACAAGCUCUACAAAGCCAUCUUCUCAUCCGCCACGGAAGCACUGGAUCAAGCCCCGAGCUUCGGCGUGACCAAAGAAGAAGCCUGCAACAACCUCCUCUUCGUGCUGGGCUUCAACAGCUACGGCGGGCUCAAGAUAGUGGUUCCCACCCUCAUGAAGUGGGUGGGAUCAGCUGGGGAGGGUCUACACAAGAGACUAGCUGAAGAAAUCAGGAGCGUGGUUAAAGACGAAGGCGGGGUCACCUACAACGCGUUAGAGAAGAUGCCAUUGGCCAAGUCAGUGGUGUGGGAGACGCUUAGAAUAGAGCCUCCCGUACCGUACCAGUACGGGAAGGCGAAGCGAGACAUGAUCAUAGAAAGCCACGAGAAAGCAUUUGAAGUGAAGAAAGGGGAAAUGAUAUUUGGGUUCCAACCAUUUGCCACCAAAGAUGCAAAGGUGUUUGAGGACGCAGAGAAGUUCAUAGGGGACAGGUUCUUGGGCGAAGGAGAGAGAUUGCUCAAGUACGUGUAUUGGUCGAAUGGGAGGGAAACAGAGGAUCCAACCCCAGAGAACAAGCAGUGUCCGGGCAAGGAUCUGGUGGUGCUCAUCCUGAGGGUAAUUCUGGUGGAACUCUUCCUACGAUACGAUACGUUUGAGGUGGAAAUUGGAAGCCCGACCAUCGGCCCCACCGUUACCGUGAAGUCCUUGACGAAGGCCACCACCUCUUAAUAAUAACUCACUCUUGUUAGUUGUUAUAGCUAGGAGGGCCGGAUUAUUAUGGCAUGGCACAUGCAAGUGUCUCUGUGAAUCUAGUUUGAGUUGAACUGAUGUUUCUUUGUAGUCAUUGCUUGUGGCCACGUGAUGUUCUUUUGUGUUGUUUCUUCCAAUAUAAUUAAGAUGACUGGAUAGAUAUAUUCUGGAUUAUGUAUAUGGACAAGCCGGAGCGAAAUUAGAAUUCCUGGAAAAUGUAAUAAUGUUAUCUUGUUGAAAACUAGCGUGGAGGGUUUUCAUUUC
Messenger RNA from Neltuma alba, 1817 nucleotides. RefSeq names its product allene oxide synthase. Bases 72 to 1532 code for a protein of 486 amino acids. Gene Ontology annotation, biological process: sterol metabolic process. Lineage: Eukaryota; Viridiplantae; Streptophyta; Magnoliopsida; Fabales; Fabaceae. The record is from RefSeq and is a predicted model, not a curated record. The transcript is spliced from 2 exons. Gene Ontology annotation, molecular function: heme binding; oxidoreductase activity, acting on paired donors, with incorporation or reduction of molecular oxygen; monooxygenase activity.